Messenger RNA from Drosophila eugracilis, 3000 nucleotides. RefSeq names its product conserved oligomeric Golgi complex subunit 3 (gene Cog3). The coding region runs from base 40 to 2757 and encodes 905 amino acids. The transcript is spliced from 8 exons. The record is from RefSeq and is a predicted model, not a curated record. Gene Ontology annotation, cellular component: membrane; cis-Golgi network; COG complex. NCBI's taxonomy places the organism in Eukaryota, Metazoa, Arthropoda, Insecta, Diptera, Drosophilidae. Gene Ontology annotation, biological process: intra-Golgi vesicle-mediated transport; Golgi organization; intracellular protein transport.
GAACAGCUGAUUGAUUGUUUCUAAAUCCGCCGCAGAAAAAUGGAUGACGUAGAGAAUGCGAGAAGCGAAAAUGAGAAUUUGCGGAAGAUUCGCAACCGCCUCAUGCAAUGGGAGUCCAAGACGGACCCACUGGCGGCGCUCAGCAUCCAGCAGGAGGAGCAUCUGGACGUUCUAACCAAUCUGUGGCGCGACACCGGACCAUUGGCACCGGCACCAAACACGUCCAUCAAGUCAGGUCCUGCCGAGCCUCUGAACGAAACCAUCCCGCAGAGCGGCGAUGACAUUGAACUGCCCGUCGAGGGACUGCAGAACACAAACGAUUUCCUGCUCUGGUUUGCGGACGUCAGUGCCGAGAUCGAGCAACGUGGCGAUGCCGACUACCACAAAUACCUGCAGCAACUGGUGCAGCGGAAGGCGGAGUGCUCCCACAUGCUUGAUCAGAUCGCGGGAGCCAUGGAGCGCUUGGGUGCCCUUUGCGACGAGUACGACUUUGUGUCCCAGAAGACCAGCGCUCUUAACACUGCCAGCGAGCAGUUGAUCGAGGAGCAGGAGAAGCUUCAGGACCUAAGCCACGAGAUCCAACGACGUCUGCACUACUUCAGUCAGGUUGAGUUGCUCAACCAACGACUUCAGAGCCCAACGCUUUCUGUGGCUAGCGAAGCGUUCCGGGAGUGCCUCAACAAAAUCGAUGAAUGCCUUAAUUACAUUGAGGAAAACCCGAAAUUCAAAGACGCAGCUGCUUACAAUGUGAAGUACAGGCAGUGCCUUGCUAAAGCGUCUGGUCUAGUGCGCAACUAUGUGACCAGCGUAAUCAACCAGGCUACCGAGGCCACAUUGCAUCCCAAGAACAAUGUGCCGGAUGCCUCCACGGCGCUCAAGGCGCCAGAUGCUGCCUUUGCCUUGUACUACGGGAAAUAUCAAACUGCCGCAGCGAAGGUGAAGCGCGUGGCUCAGUUAAUUGAGGCUCGUUCGGAACACAGCCAUGACUACGCACAGCUUAUGGCGGACCUGCAGCAGCACUACUUAGCCCAGCGGGCCAGCGUUAUGUCGCCGGCUGUUAAUCUGUCCAUACAAAACGUAAAAAUCGCCCACAAGGGCGAUCACUGCUCACUUACACGGAGUGCCUGCGCUUUUCUGGUGCAUAUAUGCCAGGACGAACAGCGGUUGUUCUACCAGUUCUUCAGCACAGGAGCUCCACACCUGACAGUUUACCUAGAGGGUUUGUGCACCAUUCUCUACGACACCAUGCGGCCCUUUAUCAUACACAUCAAUCACUUGGAAACACUGGCGGAGAUUUGUUCAAUUUUACGUAUUGAAAUGCUCGAAGAGCAUGUCCAGCAGAACCCUGCUGCCCUGGAGGCUUUUGCUACCAUUGCUCAUCAGCUUCUCCAGGAUGUGCAGGAGCGUUUGGUCUUUCGAGCGCAUUUAUACCUCCAGUCGGACAUUCAGAACUUUAAUCCCUCGUCUGGAGAUUUGGCAUACCCAGAAAAAUUGGAAAUGAUGGAAAGCAUUGCCUUGUCGCUCCAAGAACCUCCCCCCUUGCGUCGAUCUGAUUCUCGCGCAUCCAUGAUAUCAAGUGUAUCGAGUGCUGUGGAGACGGAAAGUGUGGACACUGCCUACAGGGUCAAGCAAAUGAAUUCUCCUGCUGAUCUGCAUGGAAUGUGGUAUCCCACAGUUCGUCGGACAUUGGUGUGCCUUUCCAGACUUUACCGUUGCGUUGAUCGACCUAUUUUCCAGGGCCUGUCUCAGGAGGCGCUGAAGCUGUGCAUUCAAAGUGUCUCCCAUGCUGCUGGAAAAAUUUCAGCUAGCAAAACGCCAAUAGAUGGCGAGCUGUUUGAAAUUAAGCACUUGCUUAUUUUGCGGGAACAGAUUGCUCCAUUCCGCGUUGACUUUACAGUAAAGGAAACCUCCUUGGACUUUAGCAAAGUGAAGACAGCAGCGUUCGGUCUUCUGCAGAAACGGAAACAGCUGUUUUCCAUGGGCAGCAACAAUGCUCUGCUAGAAUUCCUGCUUGAAGGCACGCCGCAGAUCAAGGAGCAUUUGCUGGACUCCCGAAAAGAGGUGGAUCGCCAGCUAAAGUCAGUAUGUGAGAAAUACAUCAAGGAUGCAGUCCACAUGCUGGUGGGACCCCUCGUUACAUUCCUGGAAAAGGCUCAAAGUCUGUUGGCGCAAACCAUCCCAGGAACGCCCCAGUCACCAGAGACUUCGAAGGUCAGCUAUGUCUUAAGGCAAAGCCCGUGGGCCAGUCCACAGCAGAUAAGCAGUAUCAUACAGGAGACCCAGCGCCUGAUUAAAGCUAAGCUAGCGGUGCUUCAGCGUGCUAUGCAGCUUUAUUUGAGCAAUCGAGAUACAGAAUUCAUUAUAUUUCGGCCGAUCCGCAACAACAUCAUUCAAUCCUUUGUGAAGCUGGAGCAACUGCUGACCACUAAUGGAUACUCUACCGAUGAUAUGAUCAUCACGAGUUGCCCUUCGGCAGAGCAAGUGUCCAUACUUUUGUCCAGCGCCAGUAUUCUGGCCGCCGAGGGAGUGGCCAGUUUUGCAGCAGCAGCUCGGAAAAUCAGCACAUCAUCCUCUGUGGAAGGUCCCACACUUGGCAGGAAGUUAAGCACGCUGUCCAAUAAAUCCGAACUGGUGGAGGAACCGAAAGCAGAAGAAGCCGCUGCCCAGAAGGAAGUGGUUCCCUCGGAAGGCCCGUCACAGGAAAAAAUCGUGGAGGAACACAUUGUGGAAACACAAAUGCAGGCCAAUUCCGAAUAAUUUGCAAUCUUGUAUAACUAUUUACGUGUAUCUAUUUAUGUAGCUAAGUCUUGUAUCAUAUUUAUCUUUUUAGAGUUGAGUAAGACCGAUUUGCAAUAGGAUCGUUUUCCUCGUUUCCCUUUCAAAGAUCCGUGUUAAACAACUCCAUUUAAGCUUUCCAAAAAUGUAGAAUUAACAUUGAUUUAUUUUUGCUAAACCACGUAGAAUGUGACGAAGUCGAAGUAAAUUACCAACAAAAUAUUA